AGACAACCGUUGUUACGAAAAUAGUUCAUUCACCGACAUUUACUAACCUCAAUGAAACUAUGAUUGUUUCAUUAUUUUUCUCAAAGAGAAAAAACUUUGAUUUAUCUUUUAUUAACACAUGUUGAUUGAAGACUUCAUGAGAAUUGAAGUUUUCAAAUUGAUAUUUUUUUUGUUUUUAUCUACAGUUGUGGAAUGAUUAUAUAAUUGGAAAACAAAUUUAGCUUCAGAAUGGAUGAAUUUCUUUUUAGGAGCUCUCAAAAAUUAGAUUCAUUGCAAAUUCAACUAGGGCUAGUAGCCUCUCAUAGUAAAGAUGUAUUCCACCAUUAUUCUGAACAAAGUAAAUUAAUAAUAUCUGAAUGUUGGAAUAGUUCAAAAACUUUGGAAUUCAAAGAGGCGUUUCGAGAGAUCUGGUUUUACUUAAUUGACGUUGGAGAACAUAUUCGAUAUAAAGUUCAAUUCUAUGGCGAUCCUAGAAGAAUAUAUUUCAGUGUAUUGGGAAUUUUUGGAAGAAAUUGGACAAGAAGGGAAAUUUCUUUUGGCUUGGCUGGUUUUGUUGUAGGGGGUAUUUUAGGUAUAGUAAUUGGACAAGCCUUUAACAGGAAAGAAUCUAUUAUUCGAUAUAUGCAAGCUGUGCAAUGCCGGUGCUAUGCAGGAGUAGAGUCUAUUUUAGUAGCUGAAGAUGCUGUAGCUCCCUAUGAAUGUGGUGAAAAUGAUGUGCUUAUUGAUGUUAAAGCAUCUUCAGUACAGGUUCUUGAUAAAUUUAUUUGUGAUGGUUAUGGAAGAACACUAAGAAAAAUUCUAAGGAAAUAUUAUGAGAAUUCAUCAGAUCUACCUGUUACACUUGGUAGAGAUUGUACUGGAAUAGUUACAGAUAUUGGAAAAAAUGUAAAGAGAAUAGAUAUAGGUGAUGAAGUAUGGUUAACAGUACCAUUUUGGGCUCAAGGUACUAUGUCUCAAACCAUUGUCGUUCCAGAAAUAAGGGUUAGCAAAAAACCUAGUAAUGUUGGCUUUGAAGGGGCCUGUAGUGUACCAUACUCUGGCUGUAUUGCCCUAGAUGCAUUGGAAAAAUGUGAUAUUAGUUUUGAGAAUGCCCAAGAAAAGAGAGUAUUGAUUCAUAAAGGCUGUACACCUGUUGGUUGUAUUUUAAUUCAAAUUCUAAAAUACUGGGGUGCUGAAGUUUCUUCAACCUGCAAUAAACGAGCCAUACCUGUUGUUAGAGCUUUGGGGGCCGACGAUAUCAUAAUUCUAAGUGAGGAACUCGAGAAAAAUGAAAGAAAUGAUUAUAAAGAAUUACUUCAGGAAAUUGAAAUGAGAAAAAAAUUUGAUGCAAUAAUUAUAACUUCGGAUUAUUGUUCUACUGAUGAAAAAUUAUUCAAAUCAAGCAACUGUAUUGUUACAACACCGAAAAAACUACCCUCAGAUUCCUAUGGAUUCUUAAGGAAAUUCUUAUUUCAGUGGUACAUUUGGCUCCAGUGGCGUUUUGAAAUUUUUACUGGAUCUUCUUCAAACCAAUUCGAUGAAGUUCAUAUGUGCCACUCAACUUUAGACCAAUUGGCAGCAUUGGUCAAAAACGGACAUUUACAAACUGUUGUAGACAAAGUUUACCUACCUCAAGAUAUUGAUUUAGCCUUUUCUCAUCUAGAAUCAUCAAGAUCCAUUGGAAGUACAAUAAUUACCUUUAGAUAACAUUUGUUUGCUAAAUGACUAAUAUCUUAAUAGUACGAAUCACUAUUUAUAUAAUUGCCUCUAAUAUUCAUAAUACAGAACAGUGCCAAAUUUUUCACAAUGUUUCUGAAAAUAUUCCUAAUAUAAAGGUGAAUCAAACUCAAAAAAUAUUUUUUUCUAAAAUAAAAAUAUAUACCUAGAAGCAAAGAAUUUUCCCCAAAACAUUGAUCCAGUUGUUAGGGUGGUAUCCAUAAAAUUUUGUUGGCUAAUUGAUAACUGAGUGCCUUUCAACUGCCAUAAAUUAUGAACAAUGAAAUAAAGUGUUAAUUAUUUAUCAACCGAAACUCAACCAUUUUAUACUCUUAUGAUUUUCAAAAAAUUUGUAGCUCAGUACAAAGUUUUGGUAGAAUUAUAAUACAAAUAUAUUUGCUUGUAUUGUGAGGUAAAACUGUAUUUUGAUGUUAUUUCAUGUUUUCUGUUUUUAUUCAAAAAGCAUGGUUGUAUUUUAUUAUGAGUAUGAAAAAAUAUAUUUAUUAAAAUGCA
This is a messenger RNA of Harmonia axyridis, 2208 nucleotides long. RefSeq names its product reticulon-4-interacting protein 1, mitochondrial-like. Gene Ontology annotation, cellular component: mitochondrion. The transcript has 7 exons. NCBI's taxonomy places the organism in Eukaryota, Metazoa, Arthropoda, Insecta, Coleoptera, Coccinellidae. The record is from RefSeq and is a predicted model, not a curated record. Gene Ontology annotation, molecular function: oxidoreductase activity. The coding region runs from base 229 to 1686 and encodes 485 amino acids.